AUGACUGGAGGUGGAGAAAAGCCCAGUUCCUCAAGUGAGAAGACCGUGAUGGAUAUUUCAUCACCAUACUUUCUCACCACGGCUGAUCACCCCAGACAGAAUUUUACUGGAGAGAGUUUGCUUCAGGACGGAAACUAUAGCGAUUGGCAAUGUGAGAUGACUAAUGCACUGCUUGCCAAGAACAAAAUUGGCUUCGUCAAUGGUAGCCUACCCAUGUCUAAAGAAGACUCAGCAGACCUGAUGAACUGGAAAAGGUGUAACGCUAUGGUGAGAGGAUGGUUAAUCAGUGCAAUGGAAAAGGAGAUCAAAGGUAGUGUCAAAUAUGCCAUAACAGCCCGUGACAUAUGGAUGGAUCUUGUAGAAAGAUUUGGAAAAGAAAACGCACCACGAGCUUAUGAACUUAGAAGAAAGGUCACAACAAUACGUCAAGAUGAUCCGACUGUUUCUGCCUACUACACGAAAUUAAGAAGUAUAUGGGAUGAAGUUCAAUCUAUAAGCCCCACACCGACCUGUACAUGCAAUGGAUGUUCCUGUGAUGUUGCAAAGGAGUUUUUGAAGAUACGUGAGAAAGAGAGACUAUAUGACUUCUUGAUGGGUUUAAAGGAGGAAUACAAUGUGGUCAAAACACAAAUAUUUAGUACUGAUCCUCUACCUAUCCUAGGUGUCACAUACCACUUGGUAAGUCAAGAUGAGCAACAACGACAUGUUGCAAUGGCUCAUUCUUCCGGCAACGACACAGCAGCUUUUCAAGUUUCAGGAAAGCCCAACAAUAAAGCAUUUGGCAAGGGAAACUCUUAA
Lactuca sativa (garden lettuce) is the source of this 798-nucleotide messenger RNA. RefSeq lists its product as uncharacterized. Lineage: Eukaryota; Viridiplantae; Streptophyta; Magnoliopsida; Asterales; Asteraceae. The record is from RefSeq and is a predicted model, not a curated record.